AUAGCGAAAUGAAGGUUCUAACACUCUUCCUGUUGACUGCCUUGGUUGCAGUGGCCGUUGGCCGUCCGAACGGUGGGUGGUUCGGCAGUUUUGGCUCUAACUGGGCAAAGAAAUUCGGCUGGGACUCCGAUGACACUAAAGAGUUGCUGGAUGUCAAGUGGAUUCAGAACCAUAAUCAGAAUGGCAAUGGUCAUGGUCAGGGUCAGUGGAAUUCCGGAAAUGGUCAGGGACAAUGGAACGGAAAUAACCAUGGCCAUGGACAAGGUAAUGGUCAUGGAAACAACCAUGGUCAUGGACACGGUCAUGGUCAUGGAGGUCACCGCCCUCCACCACCUCCUCCACCAACUGAUCUGCCCGAGCUGACCACUCAAGAUGAUAUCGUCGACACUACGGAUGUGACUAAUCCCGCGGAGGAAACCACCUUGGCCCCAGAGGAAUCCACCCAGGCCCCUGAGGAAACCACCUUGGCCCCUGAGGUUCCAGAGGAAUCCACCAAGGCACCCGAGGAAUCUACUCAGGCUCCCGAGGAAACCACUACCGACUCUGAAGAAGGAAGCGGUUCUUCGGCAGAGACUACUUCUGCCCCAGAAGCUCCUGAGGAAUCCACCACCGAGGCGCCAGAAGAAAUCACCACAGAUGCCGAAGACGGUAGCGGUUCCUCUGAAGAAACCACUCAGGCUCCAGAAGAAACCACCACAGAUUCCGAGGAUGGAAGCGGUUCCUCUGAUGUGACCACCGAGGCUCCUGAGGACUCCACCACCGAGGCACCCGAGGAAUCCACGACUGAUUCUUCAGUGGUUUGAGAAGCCAGCUCGUUAAUGCCUAAAGUUAAUAGUGAAUUUUCUCAAGAAUCAGUUAAGAUUUGUUGUCUGAAGAUCAAGAAAACAGAUCUUGAAAGGAACAAAGGUGCAAAUAUUAAACUGUUAUUACUAAAUUAUUAAAAGUGUUUCUGGAGUGGAGCCCAGUGAAAACGUUUAUAGGAUUAAGAUAAGGACCUCAUGAAGCCACAUCGUGUUAUGUAGUCACGCAUUCGUCAUAUAGAUUUAUAGUUCCGGCAAUCUGAACAAUUAAAAUCACCCGAAAAACAACUAAAA
Molecule: messenger RNA, 1094 nt
Organism: Drosophila eugracilis
Lineage: Eukaryota; Metazoa; Arthropoda; Insecta; Diptera; Drosophilidae
Product: flocculation protein FLO11
Exons: 1
Coding region: 9-803 (264 amino acids)
Source: RefSeq, a predicted model, not a curated record